This is a messenger RNA of Arvicanthis niloticus (Nile rat), 1363 nucleotides long. The record is from RefSeq and is a predicted model, not a curated record. NCBI's taxonomy places the organism in Eukaryota, Metazoa, Chordata, Mammalia, Rodentia, Muridae.
GCUCUAUUUCUAGAGACAGCUGCUGCUGACCCUGUGACCCAAAGAACAAAAUAGCUGGCUAAACUCAUUCUUAGUAUUGAUGGACACCAUGUCCUUGAAGAUUCAGACCAGCAAUGUAACCAACAAGAAUGACCCUAAGUCCAUCAACUCUCGGGUCUUCAUUGGAAACCUAAACACAGCUGUGGUAAAGAAGUCAGAUGUAGAGUCCAUCUUUUCCAAGUAUGGCCGUGUGGCCGGCUGUUCUGUGCACAAAGGCUAUGCUUUUGUCCAGUAUGCCAACGAGCGCCAUGCCCGGGCAGCUGUGCUGGGAGAAAAUGGGCGGGUGCUGGCUGGACAGAUCCUGGACAUCAACUUGGCUGGAGAGCCCAAGCCUAAUAGACCCAAGGGGCUAAAGAGAGCAGCAACUGCCAUAUACAGUGGCUACAGCUUUGACUAUGAUUACUACCAAGACUACUUCUGUGCCAGGCUGUUUGAUUAUCGAGGCCGCCUUUCUCCAGUGCCUGUGCCCAGGGCAGUUCCAGUGAAUCGACCCUGUGUUACAGUUCCUUUGGUUCGCCGUGUCAAAAUUAUCAUACCUGUCAAGCUCUUUGCCCGUUCCACAGCCAUCACUACUGGCUCAGCCAAAAUCAAGUUGAAGAGCAGUGAGCUACAGACCAUCAAAACAGAGCUGACACAGAUCAAGUCCAACAUCAAUGCCCUGUUGGGUCGCUUGGAACAGAUUGCUGAGGAACAGAAGGUCAACCCAGAUGGCAAGAAGAAGGGUGACAGCAGCAGCAGUGGUGGAGGAGGGGGCAGCAGUGGCAAUGUUAGUGGUGGCAGCGAUGGUGGUGGCAGUGGGAGCUGCAACAGCAGCAGCCGGCCACCAGCCUCCCAAGAAGACACGACUUCUGAGGCAGGCACACCCCAAGAAGUCCAAACCCGAGAUGAUGGUGAUGAGGAGGGACUGCUAACACAUAGUGAGGAGGAGCUGGAGCACAGCCAGGACACAGAUGCAGAAGAUGGGGCCUUGCAGUAAGCAGCUUAACAGGAACAUUGGCCACCAACAGAAAGGCAUCACUGUCUCAGGCCUCAAGCCAGGCCCCCAUCUCUGGAUGCCAGUCUAUAGUGGGUACCAGAGGAAAGCUGGCAGCAGUAACUCCUCUCCCCAUGCAUCCUAGCCAAUGAGUGCUACAUCCUUUGCAAGUGGAGUUACCGGCCUACCCUUACCCCAUGCACUCUUCCUGUCUGCACUGCCUGGGCCAAGGGGCAGAAACACUCUGCUUUUCUUCCCCAGGACAUUCCCAGGCUUGGGGUUUUUCUAUAGGUUUGAAAGUAAGGGGGGGUUAGUAUGGGUGGGGGAAACCUGACAAUAAAGAGAUUGGAU